Messenger RNA from [Torrubiella] hemipterigena, 1650 nucleotides. Lineage: Eukaryota; Fungi; Ascomycota; Sordariomycetes; Hypocreales; Clavicipitaceae. The record is from the annotation of a GenBank genome assembly.
AUGACUAAGCUAUUUUUUCUAGGUAUCAGAAAAUUGUCUGGCGCAACGGCCAUCUCUUGUCAGCCAUCCAUUGCGGCCCCAAUCGAGCAAGCAACUUACUUUUACUGGAGAGGAGGGGAUAGAGUCAUUAUGUCUCGCAUUUUGGAUACAUUGACGACAUCAAAGUGGCAGCUCAUCGCCACGGCGGUUGCGUCAGGAGCCACCGUUGCCAGCAUCAUCUUUGCCUAUCAAGCCCUUGAGCGGGAAGAGCGACUCUCGGAAUUGAAGAACUCUAUUCCAUCUCUGAAGGAUAAAAAUCAUGAAAGCAGAGUAUUGAAUGAGUUUGGAGGUUCGAGAGACGCCGCCAUGGACCCUGAAGAUGCUCGAAAUUUGGCACUGGCGAAGAGGGCACAAAAGGGAGACUUUGACGAAGAGCUCAUCCUUGAACAAUUGGCCAGAAACCAAGUAUUCCUGACACCAGAAGGUUUAACAAAGCUGCGCCAGUCCUUCGUUAUUGUUGUUGGAUGUGGCGGCGUUGGAUCACACUGUACAGCGUCGCUCGUUCGCUCUGGUGUUUCCAAAAUUCGUCUCAUUGACUUUGAUCAAGUCACUCUCAGUUCACUCAACAGACAUGCUGUUGCCACCCUUGCCGAUGUAGGAAUUUCCAAGGUUCAUUGUCUUCAGCGUCGUCUGGUGGCCAUUGCGCCGUGGGUAAAGUACGAUCUACGUCAAGCCAAGUUUUAUGCCGAUGUUGCAGAAGAUAUGCUCGGCGCCUGGCAGGAGGAUGGGCGAAAGCCCGACUUUGUCAUUGAUGCAAUUGACAAUAUCGAAACAAAGGUCGCGCUGCUCAAGUACUGCCACGACCAUCAGAUCCCAGUUGUUAGCUCUAUGGGUGCCGGAUGCAAAGGUGACCCAACAAAAAUCACCAUUAGCGAUAUCGGCUUCAGCACUGAUGACGGACUCUCCCGGGCUACACGACGCCGGUUGAAGCUUCAAGGUAUCACAAGCGGAAUUCCAGUCAUCUUUUCAACAGAAAAGACAGGCGAAGGCAAAGCGGAAUUGCUGCCGCUAUCUGAGGAAGAAUUCUCCAAGGGGACGGUGGGCGAUUUAGGAGUGAUGCCCAACUUUCGCGUAAGGAUCUUACCCGUGUUGGGUACCAUGCCUGCCAUCUUUGGUCUUACUGCCGCCAACUACGCUAUUUUAAAGAUCACUGGGUAUCCUGUCGACUAUGCCCCUGCUAAAGGACGGGAGAAGAUGUAUGACGGCAUCCUCAACCAUGUACAAGGAUCUGAAGUUAGGCUCGCCGCAACGCUGGGUUUGGACCCUGUUGGACUCAAGUCACCCCUCAACAUUAACGACGUGGCUUUCAUGACGGAUGAAUUGUAUCACGCGCGAAGUAUCAUCACCGGCAUUCCCACCAGAAUUGUAUUGGUUCGCUGGCGUCGCCCAGACGUGACAAACAUGGACAUCAUUGAAGGCGGCGAGCAGGUGCAGAAAUGUUCCACCAUAAAAUUGCGAGACCUGGUCUGUAUGACACGAGAGGAGGCGGCAAGGCAUGAGAGGGUCAUCUUUACAGAAAAGAAGCGCCUAGAUGAAUUGUAUGAUGCGGACACUAUACGGAAAGUAGAAGAGCGCCUCAAUGAGGCUAAAAAGUAUGAAGCCUUUAGGUAG